Messenger RNA from Hordeum vulgare subsp. vulgare (domesticated barley), 1466 nucleotides. RefSeq lists its product as uncharacterized. The coding region runs from base 195 to 1184 and encodes 329 amino acids. Lineage: Eukaryota; Viridiplantae; Streptophyta; Magnoliopsida; Poales; Poaceae. The transcript has 5 exons. The record is from RefSeq and is a predicted model, not a curated record.
ACCGCCACCGCCACCUCGCCGGAAAACAAGAAAUCCGCCGUCGACCGCUGUCACCGCACCACCUCGCCGGAAACCUACCUGCAGCAGGAUCCGUCCAUCCUAUCCGCCUUGCUGCAUUCCCAGGCCCUCCCCGACACGCCCAAGCUUCCCCCGAGGAAUCCUCCCCCGUCUUCUUGGUCGGCGGCCUGGUGCUAAUGGCGCAAAAGAAGAAGGCGGCCCAGAAGCGGCGCAAGAAUCAUGCGGGCAUGGAGGCGGAGUCGGGGGGUUCAGCUGGGCGCGCGCCCCACUCCCACGGACACGGCGCCCCCUUUGACGGCCGCCGCGGCCAAGAAACCGGCGCCCACCCUGGCGGCGCCCGCCCCGGCCAAGAAGCUGUCCCGCCCCAUGGCACAGCACAGAAGAUUAUUGAGAUCCUACGCCGGGCCGCGGCCUUCCUGGGCAGGAACGGUAGAGCCGGCGACGACACGUCGGACACCUCCAGCAGCAGCGCCGCCGACGACACUUCACACGCCUCCAGCAGCAGCGCCGCCGCCGACACAUCCGACGCCUCCAGCAGCAGCGCCGCCGACGACACUUCACACGCCUCCAGCAGCAGAGCCGGCAACGGCGGGGUGGAGGCUGUGGUGGGCGAGCACUUGAGGAAUCAGGUUCCUAGGCACCAAGACAAUCACUCACCGCAGAAGUGUCGUACACAGGGUCAGGCUAUUCUGUACACCUUUGGCAACCUGGACAUGAAGAACAGAAACUCUGCGGAGGAGGUGCCCGAGGAGGAGGAGGAGGAGGCGCCCGAGGAGGACGCGCUCGAGGAGGAGGAGCAGGAGGAGGCGCCCCGAUGUUUUCCUCCGACUGCUGUUUACCCAGUUGACAAAGAUGAGGAUCCUUACAAGAAUGAGAGGAGGUAUGAAGAGUUUUGUGAAGCUAGAAUGAAGCUGCCAGUUGGAUAUGAGUUGUGCACUGUAUGUUUUUUUGAAAAGCCCUGGAAAAAUGCAUCACUAAAGCAUGGACAUAUGAUUUUUCACUUCGGCAACGAUCACGGAAUUCUAGGUGUCAAAUGCAGUGAGCGAUUAUGUUACAUUAGAUUCCGCAGCUUCGAGCAUCAGCAGCUGUACACAUCGUAUUGCACAAGUAUUUGGGAGGCCAAGCCGGAGAUGCAGUAUGACAAGUUCUGUCGAGGUAGGGUGUGAUGCAAUCUGUCGAGAAGAUUUGAAAUAGCUGAAGGUGUCUACAACUACAAGUAUGGCCUGAGAUUCAAGAACCACAUGGUGUGCUAGUAAAGCUAAAGUGAGAUGAACUAUUAUAUGUCUUUGUUGGAUGAUGGGUUGGACAUGCCGUGUGAAAGCGAUGUGAAACGACAGAUUGUGUGCAUGGUGCAUUCAUGUUGUUGAGAGAAUGGUUUCUUGGAUGAUGUGAUACAACUACGGCAGAAGCUAUCUUAACUUUGUUCGAAUGAAUUGUGUUUGCUGAAA